AUGUCCGUGCUCCGUGGGAUCAAAGGAAUAACUACCGUUGUCACCGGAGGCGCUUCAGGAUUGGGCCGAGGAGCAGUAAAUAAACUUGUGCAGAGGGGAGCCAAUGUUGCGAUCGUCGACUUACCGUCAUCAAAAGGAGAAGAAGUGGCGAAAGAGCUUGGCUCAAAAGUUCUCUUCGCGCCGGCGGAUAUCUCAAAUGAGGAGCAAGUUCAAAACGCAUUCGCACAAGUUAAGGACAAAUUCGGGAGAUGUGACGCUGUAGUCAACUGUGCUGGUGUUGCGAUGGCCUUCAAACUUUAUUCCAUCAACAAGAAGAGCCUGAUACCCAUGGAUAAAAUCAAGAAAACUAUCGACGUCAACGUUCUCGGCUCGUUUAACGUAAUACGCCACGGAGUUGUGCUAAUUGGAGAAAAUCAAAAGGACACAUCGAACCAACGAGGAGUCAUCAUCAACACAGCUUCAAUUGCGGCUUUUGAUGGUCAAAUUGGGCAGUCAGCCUAUGCUGCCUCGAAAGGAGCGAUUGUGUCAAUGACGCUCCCGUUAGCUCGUGACUUUGCUGAAGAUGGAAUCCGUUUCAUGACGAUUGCGCCUGGCCUUUUCAACACACCGCUGCUUUCAAAUCUACCCGAGAAAGUGCAGAAGUUCUUAUCUCAACUCGUCCCAAAUCCAUCGCGCCUUGGCAAUCCGGAAGAAUAUGGUGCUCUUGUCUGUCAUAUCAUCGAAAAUCAAUAUCUUAAUGGAGAAAUCAUUCGAAUCGAUGGAUGUCUUCGUAUGCCACCG
Molecule: messenger RNA, 780 nt
Organism: Mesorhabditis belari
Lineage: Eukaryota; Metazoa; Nematoda; Chromadorea; Rhabditida; Rhabditidae
Source: the annotation of a GenBank genome assembly